Xiphias gladius (swordfish) is the source of this 2744-nucleotide messenger RNA. RefSeq names its product metal transporter CNNM3. Gene Ontology annotation, cellular component: plasma membrane. Lineage: Eukaryota; Metazoa; Chordata; Actinopteri; Istiophoriformes; Xiphiidae. The record is from RefSeq and is a predicted model, not a curated record. Gene Ontology annotation, biological process: magnesium ion homeostasis; transport. Gene Ontology annotation, molecular function: transmembrane transporter activity. The coding region runs from base 25 to 2574 and encodes 849 amino acids. The transcript has 11 exons.
AGAGCCAGGCUGACCAAUUCCAAUAUGGUGGCCAGCUUGGCAGGUCUAUGGUUCCUGUUGAUGAUAUUGUUGUUCUGCGGGAUCGGGUACGGCGCCUGCAGCCAGGAAGCUCCGCUGGUUCUGGGGCUGCGACUGGAAGAACCGGCGGGUCUGGUGUGCAUGAAGGAUCGGAUCAUCUCGGCGCCAGAAGGAGCGACGUUCAAGCUCCGUCUCUUCGGGACUGAUCUGAAUGGAAGCUGGCCGUGGGUGGCGUUCGCAGGGGCAGCUGGCGGAGCGGCCGGGGCGGUCGGGGAUGCGCCCGACCCGUGCGGGCAGCAGUCCAGCCGUCAGGAGUCCGCUUUCCAGGUGACGGGGGAGUUCGUCCUGGACGAGGAGCACAGCGGGAUGAUAACGGUUGCGGUGCGUCGGAGGAGCGUCUCGGCGGGGGCAGCGGCCAGCGAGCAGACCUACCACCACCUGUGCGUGCUGAGCGGGGGGAAAUGGGCAUCUGCGGGCCCCGACAGGCUGCGGGUAAACACCGACAAGGGUCUGCCCGCGGACUACAUCCCGCCCUGGGGUCUGGCCGUGCUGAUAGUGCUGCUGCUGCUGGCCUGCGGGGUGCUGAGGACGGUGAACCUGAGCCUGCUGUGGCUGGACCCUGUGGAGCUUUACGUCCUCCACAGCUGCGGAUCCGAGGAGGAGAAACGGGCCGCCAAGCGCCUGGAGCCGGUCAGGAGGAGGGGGAACUUCUUGACAUGUUCUCUGCUGUUCCUGUGUGCCGUGGGACACUCGGUCCUGGGUGUGCUCCUGUACCGGGCGCUGGGCUCCAUCCUCUCCGCGGUCUUCACCAGCGGCUUCCUCAUCUUCUUCCUGGCUGAGCUGGCUCCUCACAUCGUGUGCUCCGGUUAUGGCUUCCAGCUGGCGCCGGCUCUGACCUGGCUGGCCCAGGUUUGCAUGGUGCUCACCUGCCCCCUGUCCUGCCCUCUGGGGCUGAUCCUGGAUCUGGCGCUGAGGAGGGACAUCAGCACCUGCGGGAUAAGGGAGAGGGCCAUGGAGAUGAUCCGCACAAGCGUCAAUGACCCUUACAGUGAGUUUGUGAAGGAGGAGUUCAGCCGCGGGACGCUGCGCAUUAAGACGGUGGAGGACAUCCUGACUCCUCUGAAGGACUGCUUCAUGCUGCCCAGCUCGGUCGUCCUGGACUUCUCCACCAUGUCCGAGAUCAUGCAGAGCGGGUACACGAGGGUGCCCAUUUACGAGGAGGAGAGGUCCAACAUUGUGGAAAUCCUAUAUGUGAAAGAUUUGGCCCUGGUGGACCCAGAUGACUGCACCCCCAUGACGACCAUCACCAAGUUCUACAAUCACCCGCUGCACUUUGUCUUCAACGACACCAAACUAGACGCCAUGCUGGAGGAGUUCAAGAAAGGCAACUCUCACAUGGCCAUCGUCCAGAAGGUGAACAACGAGGGGGAGGGAGAUCCUUUCUACGAGGUGCUGGGACUGGUCACCCUAGAGGACGUCAUCGAGGAGAUCAUUAAGUCGGAGAUCCUGGAUGAAUCUGACGGCUACCUGGACAGGAAAGUGAAGCGCCCCCUCCCUCAGCUGGAGAUUCCUCUGGAGCCUCGCAGCGCCCACGAGGAGUUUUCUCUUUUCAAGCCUCCUGAAGGAGAACCCAAGAUCCGCACUUCGCCACAGCUGCUGCUGGCCACACACCGCUUCCUGUCUAGAGAAGUGGAGCACUUCAGCCCCGGACGCGUGUCCGAGAAGGUCCUGUUCCACCUGCUCCGCCACCCCAGCGUCAACCAGGAAGUGCACUUUGACCCCAGCAACCGGCUGAGCCCGGGCCACUAUCUCUACACUCGCAACCACCCGGUGGACUAUUUCAUCCUGCUGCUGCAGGGACGCGUGGAGGUGGAGAUCGGAAAAGAGGGGCUGAAGUUUGAAAAUGGGGCAUUUACAUACUAUGGUGUUUCUGCUCUAACGCUACCAUCUUCAGUGCACCAGUCUCCAGUGUCCACCCAGCGUCACUCUCCCAGGGAUCCCUUUGAGUCAGCAGACGCCACCAGCCCGUCCAGCUAUUGUCCAGACUACACCGUCCGAGCUCUCACCGACCUGCAGCUCAUACGGGUGACACGUCUCCAGUAUCUGAACGCUCUAAUGGCGUCCCGCGUCGGCCAGAGUCCAGAUCCUCCCGAGAUUAAGAUCCUGCCCAACAGUCAGACCAAGCUGCUCAACGACAGAAACACCACACAAGUCCCUCCCACGCAAGAUGCGAGACAGAGAAGCAAGGAAGAGAUGCGAGGGGAAAGGAAUCAAAGCAACACGGUCACGACCUUUCCUGCGAUCCGUCAUCUGAAGCAACGUCAGUUUCUGAUGACGACGGCAAAACUGGAUCACAGCUGGAUCAACUGUCAGUCUGCAGGUUUUAAGAGUUUAAUAUGCCUCGGAGCUUGUAUUUGCAGAGAUAAUGUGAUGUACUGUCCAUUUAGUAAUAACAGCGGUGUAAGUGUUGUCCUCCAACAUGAAAAAAGCGAAGGAAAUAUCUCUGCGUGUUUCCCCUUAAAUAAACAGUUUAAAAAGCAUCUGAAGAUUCAUUAAAAACCUUUAUUUUGUUUUUAUAUUGUGAACAGAUCCUUAAAACCACAGUUUGUAAAGUUACUGCUCAGACGCUGAAAGCACAGAAGCCAAACAGGCUUUAUUUAUUUUAUUGCAUUUAUUGAUGUUUUGUUUGUAAAUUCAUUAUGUAAUUAUCCAGGUUUUGAUGAGAA